Felis catus (domestic cat) is the source of this 994-nucleotide messenger RNA. RefSeq names its product INO80 complex subunit C (gene INO80C). Gene Ontology annotation, biological process: chromatin remodeling. The transcript is spliced from 5 exons. Gene Ontology annotation, cellular component: Ino80 complex. The coding region runs from base 274 to 687 and encodes 137 amino acids. The record is from RefSeq and is a predicted model, not a curated record. Lineage: Eukaryota; Metazoa; Chordata; Mammalia; Carnivora; Felidae.
AGUCCUAACCCUAGUACACCUCAGAAUGUAACUGUAUUUGGAGAUAGGGACAUCACAGAGGUAACUAAGGUUAAAUGAAGUCAUAAAGGUGGAGCCCUAAUCCCUUACGACCAUUGUCCCUAUGGGAGGAAGAGACACCAAGGAGGGGAGUGUACAGAGGAAAGGCCAUGUGAGGACACAGCAAGACAGCCAUCUACAAGCCAAGGAGCGCAGCCUCAGGAGAACCUUGCAGACAUCUUGCCCUGGACUUGUAGUUUCCAGACUGGUAUCAGCAUGGAAGCCAUGAGUGAGAAUAAAAUGGUGCCCUCUGAUUAUAGUACAGGACCUAUGGAAAAAGCUGCCAAGCCAUUGCCAUUUAAGGAUCCAAACUUUGUGCACUCUGGCCACGGCGGCGCGGUAGCUGGCAAGAAGAACAGAACCUGGAAGAACCUGAAACAGAUCCUCGCUUCGGAAAGGGCAUUGCCGUGGCAACUGAACGACCCUAACUACUUCAGUAUUGAUGCUCCUCCAUCCUUCAAACCAGCUAAGAAGUAUUCUGAUGUUUCAGGUCUUCUUGCCAACUACACUGACCCCCAGAGCAAGCUGCGGUUCAGCACCAUUGAAGAGUUUUCCUAUAUCCGGAGGCUGCCAUCUGAUGUCGUCACUGGCUACCUGGCCCUGAGGAAGGCCACGAGCAUCGUUCCCUGAGCCUUGAGAAAUGGAGAUGAUGUGGAAAGCUGUUUCAAAGGCAAACUCUGGACUCAUGAUUUUGUUUCAUGGAAACAAACUCAUUGUGCUUGUCAAUCUGGAAAUGUCAGUGCUGUGCCUUGGAAAGAAUGUUUGGCUUUAAUUUAAGGUUUUUUUUUUUUUUUGGUUUUUUUUUUUUUUUUUUUUUUUUUUGGUUUUCUGUUUUCCCUCCAAGUGGGAUGUUUCCUGUUGAAUUAAAUUAUACUUCAGUUGUUGCCUCGAGUCAACUUGUUUGACGAGAAAAUAUAAAAUUGUGCUUUUAACUUAA